AAGAUGAACUUGAACAUUUGCGUAAAGAACUAACUAUUUCCCGUCUAUCAUAUGAUCAACAGCUACACCAAUCGCAAAUUCGGUGUCGAGAAUUGCAAGUAAUCAACGAAAGUCAAAAGCAACGUUUAAACGAAUACCAAUCACUCCUCGAACGAUAUGAACAAGAAAAGCAAAAAGCUCUUAAUGACUGUAAAACUGCGAACGAAGAAGUUGACAGUAUUCGUUUUGAGAUAGCACGAAUGGAAAUGGCGUUGCAAGAAGAAAAAGCAAGUCGACUUGCUUUAAUCACAAACAAGGAUCAAGAGCUACAUCAAACAAAAGAGGCAUAUGAACAAGUGGCGGUUUUACGAUCACAGUAUCAACAACAAAUUUUUGAUCUUCAAAAUGAACUGCAAUCAGUUAAGAAGAACGAAUAUCAAUGGAGGAAUAAAGUAACAAUUUCAGAUGUGGAGAUAGACUCACUCAAAAGUCGACUAUCUUCGAUGGAGAAAGAUUUGAUGCAUUGGAAAGACCUGACAAGAACUACCGCGGAGAGCAAG
Racocetra persica is the source of this 539-nucleotide messenger RNA. The record is from the annotation of a GenBank genome assembly. NCBI's taxonomy places the organism in Eukaryota, Fungi, Glomeromycota, Glomeromycetes, Diversisporales, Gigasporaceae.